Messenger RNA from Serpula lacrymans var. lacrymans S7.9, 599 nucleotides. RefSeq names its product Ndufb8, NADH dehydrogenase 19kDa subunit (gene Ndufb8). Gene Ontology annotation, cellular component: mitochondrion. The record is from RefSeq and is a predicted model, not a curated record. The transcript is spliced from 3 exons. Bases 47 to 508 code for a protein of 153 amino acids. Lineage: Eukaryota; Fungi; Basidiomycota; Agaricomycetes; Boletales; Serpulaceae.
GCACUCUGUCCGUCGAUACCAGCGUUCCUCUCUUCCACCAUCCAUCAUGCGCGUACCAAACAGCGUGUAUGCCUCAGCAAAGCGCAUCGCCAGGAUACCGCCCUCACACCGGUCCUACGCUACACCAGCUACCUACAAUGCUCAGCAAAGAGAUCCUCAGCUAGCUGAUUACCCUGACGUUCCCUUCGUUUCUAACCAAACCUUACCCGCCAGAGGAUGGUGGGAUCAGCAGAUGAGGCGGAACUUUGGAGAUCCCGUGCAUGAAAAUGACGAAGUUCUAUCCAUGUGGGGCCCGGACCCUCCCGUCGUGCCCCCUCGGACUGCUCUUUUGCACUUUUCCAUAGCCGCCAUGACGUUUGUUAGUUUCGGUCUGCUGUGCAACUUCGUCCUCUUGCCGGAGCGACCAACCGUCCCUCGGGAAUAUCCGUAUUCCGGUCUCGUCAGGGAACUUGGCGGACUGGAAGAGAAUAAGGCCAGGGACGAAGGAUCUGACGCCGAAGACGAGUGAUUCAAAUCCGCUUGUACUUUUUGAUGUCAAUGCAUAUUCGCCCGGUUGAAAUGUUUUCCGGAAAUACGUAACUCUUGAUCCUUAAGUUUAA